AUGCUCUUUGAAGGUUUUUUAGUUGAAGUUUCUCAGAAGUUAUCAUUAGUUUUAGAAAAUAAUGAGGAUGCUGUUUUUAAUGUAUUAGUUACUAAUUAUGUUCUUGGUCAAGAGUGGAAUUUUAUAAUUAAGACUGAUAAUGUCCCUUUUAAAUGUAUUAGAGUUGAAUCUUGUGAUGAAUCUGUGAAUAAAAUUAAAAAUAUUGAUAAAUGUAAUAUCAAAUUUGAUAAGUCUAACAGUUCAGAUGAAGCUGAUCAAGAUAAUAUGUUAAGUAAUUUAUUAAAAAAAAGUAAUUUUCAAAAGAAUAAGAAGGGUAAGGAGUCCACCAGUAGUUUUUUAUAUAAUGCUUUAAGAUCUUCUAAGUCAAGUAUAAAUUUUAUUAAUAGUGAACAGUAG
This is a messenger RNA of Cetraspora pellucida, 396 nucleotides long. NCBI's taxonomy places the organism in Eukaryota, Fungi, Glomeromycota, Glomeromycetes, Diversisporales, Gigasporaceae. The record is from the annotation of a GenBank genome assembly.